UUGAAGAAAAUGAGAGACAAAGUAGUCUUCUCAAAACCCGCUCAGCUGUUCAAGCUUUCAGUAAUAAUGGAAAAUGCUUGCAGCGAUGAUGAGACCGACCGUGAAGGAACCAGUGAAGGGCCAAAUCGACAUGGUCUACCUUGCUUGGUGCGAAAUCUGGAAUGGCGUAGUGAAAAGUUAAGUCACGUUUGCAUUCUACUAGAUGAGUACACGGAGCAAAGAAAGGCUAGCAUACCCAAUUCAGCGGGAAAGAAGACUGGUCGCCCCUCUCGACCAAGAAUCCGUCAAACAAAUGCGCCUCUAAGCUCACUCCCAGCACCUUACGGGUUACCCAUAGACUGUUACUCCUCCGAGUGGCUUCAACACGUGAAAUCCGAAGACCCCUUAUUUUAUGGUCAGCUAGAUAUUGAUCAAGUCCCGGUCUUGGACGAGGUUGUCCUUUUUUUGGAAGGAUUAUAAGUUUUAUUGUUUUUCUUGCCUUGAUGACACUGGAUGUCAACGUGUUUGACACACUG
Molecule: messenger RNA, 515 nt
Organism: Melampsora larici-populina 98AG31
Lineage: Eukaryota; Fungi; Basidiomycota; Pucciniomycetes; Pucciniales; Melampsoraceae
Exons: 2
Coding region: 10-459 (149 amino acids)
Source: RefSeq, a predicted model, not a curated record